This is a messenger RNA of Parnassius apollo (apollo), 1578 nucleotides long. The record is from the annotation of a GenBank genome assembly. Lineage: Eukaryota; Metazoa; Arthropoda; Insecta; Lepidoptera; Papilionidae.
AUGUCUACAACUUCAGAAAAGUUACAAGAUGGCAGAGGGCUGCAAAUCGUGAGCCCGAAGCCUGACCACACAUUUGAGCUAGAUGAGAAGGCCCUAGUGGCUUUACUUGAUAGCCCUGACAUCAGAAACCGAUCAGUAAUUCUUGUGUCAGUUGCCGGCGCAUUCAGGAAGGGCAAGUCCUUCCUUCUUGACUUCUUCCUGCGGUACCUGCAUCAUACGUACGUAUUAAAUUUGAAAGACGGAGAUUGGCUGGGAGCUGAGGACGAGCCGCUUCAGGGCUUCAGCUGGCGCGGCGGCUCCGAGCGCCACACCACCGGCCUGCUGCUUUGGUCGCAGCCCUUCAAAGCGACGCUCGAGAAUGGAGAGGAGGUUGCCAUCUUCCUCAUGGACACGCAGGGCACUUUUGACAGCCAGUCGACCGUGCGGGACAACGCGACAGUAUUCGCACUCUCCACCAUGAUAUCAUCCGUCAUUAUCUACAAUAUCUCGCAGAAUAUUGAAGAGGAUGACCUGCAACACUUGCAGCUUUUCACAGAUUACGGCAGAGUGGCGUUGGAGAAGACAGAAGGAAAGCCCUUCCAACACUUACAGUUCUUGGUGAGGGACUGGAGCGUGCCUUACGAGUAUCCAUACGGAGCUGAAGGCGGACAAAGACUUUUGGAGAAGAGACUCGAGGUGAAUGAAAACCAACAUGAAGAGCUGAAAACUCUUCGGCGAGAGAUCAAAUCGUUCUUUGCGAAGUUGUCGUGCUUUCUGUUACCGCACCCAGGCAUGAAGGUUGCAACGAGCCGCGAGUUCAACGGCAAAUUGUCCGACAUAGACGCGGAGUUCAAGAAGCAGCUGAAAGACCUCGUUCCGAUGCUUUUGGCACCGGAGAACUUGAAGCCCAAGGUGAUGUCGGGAGAGAUGCUGAAGGCAAAGGAACUGUUCCACUACAUUAAGGCUUACAUGGAAGUGUUCAAUGGAAGUGAAUUACCAGUUCCUCAGACCAUUCUAGAAGCCACGGCGCAGGCAAACAACUUGUCGGCGGUGGCAGAGGCGCGCGAGGUGUAUGAGACGCUGAUGGAGGAGGCUGCGGGAGGCUCCCGGCCCUACCUGCAGCCCGCCGCGCUCGCGCGGGAGCACCGCCGCGCGCGCGACAAGGCUCUACACAGCUUCCACGCCAAGAAGAAGAUGGGCGGCGACGCAAAGUCGGAGGUUUAUAAGGAACAGUUGAUUCAGGAACUAGAAGAAUACUUCGAAAGGCUGCGCGCUCAAAACGAAAGCAAGAACAUAAUGAAUAUGAUCGGCACGCCGGUGGUGUUCGCUGCGGUGCUGGUGGUGGGGUUCGUGGUGAGCAUGGUGGCGGACUCCGUGGGAAUUCGGCCGCUGAGACUCGUCGGCCACCUGCUGUCGCUUGCAGCCUUCGUCAUGCUCUCCAUCUGGGGUUAUAGCAGGUUUACGGGCCAGCUGCGGGAUAUCAGUGAAGAGCUGGACAAAAUAGCGAGGACGGUACGGAAUUAUAUUAUCCAAAAUAUAUCACCAUCGGGAAGGCUUCCGGAAGCAAUGUCAACAGAACAUGACCACAAAAAAGAAUAG